CGGUAGCCCACAGAACAGAGAAGCUGCUCUGUCCAAGCCUGCCUCAAACAUCGCAAAGCAAUGAGGACCUGCAGCCUCCUCCUCGUUGCCGCCGCCGCCGCCGUCUUCGCCAUCGCCGCGGCCGACACGGAGAUCCUUGGGGGAUGGGGGGUUAUCCCCGACAUUGAGCACGCCGCCCACGUCCAGGACAUUGGCGCGUGGGCGGUGGCGGAGCACGUCAAGCGCGCCAACGACGGGCUCAGGUUCGGCAGGGUGGUGCGCGGCGAGGAGCAGGUCGUGGCCGGCGUGAACUACCGGCUGGGCAUCGUCGCGGUGAACCUCGCCGGCCAGAACGCCACGUACGACGCCGUCGUGUACGAGCAGAUCUGGACCAACACGCGCCGGCUCAUCUCCUUCGACCGGGCCAAGUGACCGAGCGACGAUCCUUAAUUUCAGCCUGGAGCGAUUAGGUUUUUGUCGGUUCAGGAUUUUUUGGAUGUAAUAAGAGAAGAUUGCGGCCAUGUUAUCCCGGGGUUUAGGGGUCAACUUUCCAUGGUCUUGAUCAUUAUCUACUGAAUUAUUACGGAUCAUUUUAGGACUUGUAUGGACCCAGCAAAAAAUUUGGUUACAUACAGUCGCUGGC
Panicum virgatum (switchgrass) is the source of this 622-nucleotide messenger RNA. RefSeq names its product cysteine proteinase inhibitor 8-like. The transcript has a single exon. The record is from RefSeq and is a predicted model, not a curated record. Bases 61 to 411 code for a protein of 116 amino acids. Gene Ontology annotation, molecular function: cysteine-type endopeptidase inhibitor activity. NCBI's taxonomy places the organism in Eukaryota, Viridiplantae, Streptophyta, Magnoliopsida, Poales, Poaceae.